Molecule: messenger RNA, 2016 nt
Organism: Alternaria arborescens
Lineage: Eukaryota; Fungi; Ascomycota; Dothideomycetes; Pleosporales; Pleosporaceae
Exons: 5
Coding region: 1-2016 (671 amino acids)
Molecular function (GO): ATP binding; ATP hydrolysis activity
Source: RefSeq, a predicted model, not a curated record
AUGGAUGAUUCAACUGAGAUUGCGUUUGAGGCUAGGGAAACCUUCAAUGAGAAUAACAAAAUCAGCGCGCGGGAGAUCGUUUUGAAGUCUAAAGAGCUCAAGCGACUCAUUUGGACCAUCAUCGGUGAAUGGCUUCGUCAUGAGAAGCGCAUCAGCCCAAAUGACUGGGAAAGCGAGGACCAGACCUGGACCGCUUCGUUCAUAUUCGCCACACACUACUGGACAGAAUUCGAGGCUGAAGUAGCGAAGAACAUCGACGAUCAGCCACAUCGAGACUUGAAAGACUUACUCGAAUACAUUGAGCUCGUACAGCCUGAUCUUGUUCGGAUCCGAAGACAGCUACAGACGCUGGAUAGAAUCCCAUAUCGCUACCUAUGGAUGCUUUUUAGGCCCGGCUCCCUGAUUGUUGCGAAACCCUCCGCAGACCCAUCGCACAUUCAAGUACUUCAAGUCCAUUCUCACAGACCUUCCUCUCGACUCGAUCGCCAGGGCGAAAUGGCUGUUGUUGCUUGGGCGUUUGACUGGAAUGGCACGAAGCUAGUCAAAACGUAUUACGAAUUUCCUCUGGGAGGUAAGGAUCAAUUGGACAUCGAGAACCAAGUACGGAUAGUUGAUCUUGACUGUUUGCCGAUCCGAUAUUAUCGGAGUGACGACAGUCUGAGCGAGGGCGAUCUGGUCUCACUCCGUAGCCAGCUCAAGGAGCGAGGUCAAACUUUGCGCGAGUGUUGCGUUCAUAAGAGGGGAAAAGACAAGAUGUGCUCCUUCGAUGGAACGAUUGAGAUACGGGAGGAUCAAGACAGAAAUGUCACAGGUCGAAAAAUCGACAAUAAGCCCGCGGUGGUCGAUUUCGAAGCUUACCGGGAGAACUGCGGUUUUUCUCCCAGGUUGGGACGCUUCAGAAUGUACGGCUCCGAUAUGUGUCACUGUGGCUUCUGUGUCGGUAAGCCAAGAUCGGAUUGGAUGGACACCUUCAAGAACCCUGCGAUAAACUUUGAUGACCUAGCCAAGAUCCCGGAUAGUGAGGACAACUGGCUGCUUCUACCUUAUCGUGUACUUGGCUAUCUGAUCGAAGAUCAUCUUUGGGCGCAACUUCCUGUUAAGUGGAUCAAACAGUUCGAGCAUGAAGAAGAAAAUGCCUACGAUACCAAGAUCAUGUUUCCUGAAGAAAAGGCGCACCAGAAAAGGGCACUGGAAAAGCUUAUUCUCUCACGUACGGGUCAAGAUGACAACGCAAAGCAGGAUAAGUACUGGGUGUCAGACUUCGUGAAAGGGAAAGGCAAAGGUCUCGUCAUUCUACUUCACGGGGCAACUGGCCUUGGGAAGACGUCAACUGCAGAGACUCUUGCCAAGACAGCACGGAGGCCUUUGCUCAAAGUCAGUGCCAGUGGGAUUGGCACCUCGCCUAAAGCUGCGGAAGACAACCUCAUGAAAUACUUCAGGCUGGCCAGCAACUGGGAGGCUAUCCUUCUUUUGGAUGAAGCAGAUGUGUUUCUCGAGACUCGCGGUACACCUGGAGAGAAGGUUUUCGAGAGAAAUGCUCUCGUAUCUGUGAUGCUUCGUAUACUUGAGUACUUUGAUGGUAUCCUUGUCCUCACUACAAAUCGUGUUCUGAAACUCGACAUCGCAAUGCUCUCACGGAUUCACUACGCUGUGCAUUUUACAAAUCUCAGCAAAAAACAGGAGGAGCUUAUUUGGAAGCAACAGCUGAAACAGCUGGAUCCCGAGACCGGAAACUGUGAGUCAGAGGAAAAGAAAAAGAUCGAUGAUUGGGCACAUGAGUAUCUCGAGAAGCAGCGAGGAACCAGUUACAACCAACGGAUCAGACUGAACGGUAGGGAGAUACAGAAUGUUUUCAAGACAGCUCAAAGGCUGGCUAGCGGAGACAAAAGAAACAUCAAGUGCCAGGACUUGAAGGAGGCAAUUGAAGCAACAAGUAACUUCCGUGCAGAUAUGAGAGAUCGCGUUAUGGAAGCCGAGAAGAAGCUGGUUGUGAAGGUCGAUGAGCCAGAGUCGUAG